AGCAGAGCUCUGAGUUAGCUGUGAGGAGACAUGGUUUUAAAGCUGCUCGUUCUGUUGUCCCUGGCAGUGCUGGUCCGCUCUGACCUGAGAGCGAGGGACCUGGAGUUAGAGGAGGAGCCGGAGGAGGAGCUCCUGAAACAGGGUGACAGGCACCCCCAACACCACUUCGGGGUACAGCCUGAGACGCAUAGGUUUGCGACCCCUGGGGACCCCCCAGCAGAAAGCACUCCAAAGAUUGCGCCUUCCACAGGAGAGACAGCAGCCCACCAACUUACAACCCGGACCGGGAACUGGUGUGCCUUCGUCCACUCUCGCAUAGUGACCACCGUGGUGUCCGGCGGCACAGAACAAUUCACCACCCGAUCCCAGAAGCCCUGCCCCCAUGGGACUCCCGACUGCCAGCUCGUAAUGUACAAGCUGUCCCUGCGGCCGGUGUAUCGGCAGAAGCAGAAGGUCUUCACAGCGCUGCAGUGGAGGUGCUGUCCUGGCCACAUGGGAACAAACUGUGAGGACACAGUUGCAGCUUCGAGCCACUUGUCUGUACCGAUCAACCAGACAGCAGGAAGCAGGGAACAGGAAUCUAACCAGUCUCUAGGCCCAGAUCCAGGGAAGGUGAUGCGGAUGGCUGGAGAGGAGGGAGGUCUGCCAAAUGAUAUCCAGCACCCAGGUAGCUUGCUGCACGACCUUCACUCACUAUUGGGGGAAAACAGGACCUUCAGGCUGGACCUGAACCAGAACAGAACAGACUCAGCUGCUCUGUUGUCUCUCCUGGCCCAGCUGCUCCUGCCUCACCUGGAGGCCCUGGUGAAGGAACAUGUGCAGAGGGAGUGGGACGGCUUCAACAGGAGCCUGCAGAGUCUGUCUCGAGAACUGGGGGGGCUGGCCCAGGACGUGGAGGUGCUGCGAAAGGGGCCGGGGAGGGGGGAGGAGGGCAGGGAGGGAAGGCAGGACUUUGAGUCGAAGCUGCAGGAGAAUGUGUACAAGCUGGACCAGCUGGGGGCAUUACUGAGCUCCCAGGGCUGGGAGCUGCAUGAAAAGCUUCACUCCCAGCAGGCCGCACUCCACUACAACCUGACCGCUAUCAAGACAAAAACGGAUGUCAAGGUGAAGCGCAACCAGAAGAUGAUCCAGGUGAAGCUACAGGCGCUCAACGUCUCCCUGGCUGAGGUGAAGAGGGAGCAGGAGAGGCUGGGAGAGGAGCUCCGCAGGCAGAGACACAGUGGGAGAGAGGAGGGGGGGGAGGAGGGUGGUGUUGUGGGAGGACAGAGCGGACAGGGUGGGGUCGAGCCAAGUGUUUGGGAGGCAAUCCGGUGGCUGGAGCGGAAGGUGUCCGAGAACUCUGGGAACGUGACCUACCUUGUGAAGGAGAAUGACUUGUCCGCGCAAAAUGUCCAGGACCUGCAGCGGGAGUUCCUGAACCUGGAGAGCACCCUGCAGGAGACGACCAGGGAGAUCCGCGUGCUGUUCAUGGAGUCCGGGCUGACGGUGGAGGACAGCAAGGUGGAGGUGCUGCAGGGGGUGAGGGGGCUGGCAGCCAACCUGAGCACCCUGGAGGGCCAGCUGAGGAACGUCAGCGACAAGGUGGAGGAGUUCUCACUGGACAUCGAUGACCUGUACGGUCUCUACCCCAGCCACUGCAACUGCCAGAGUCUGGCUGCAGAGCUGGCCCUGCUGGGGGACGAGCUGAGGGAGGAGCUGAGGAACUGCACCCGGGUCACAGAGAACAACAGACACAAGCUGGAGGAGGCCAGCCACGGGGCCUGGAGGCCAGGCCUCACCAACUCCGUGGAGGACCUGAUCGUGGGGCUACAACAGGUGCAGCGCUCCCUGGCCUUCGAGCAGGAGAAGCACAGGGCACUGCAUCUCAACAUGUUCCAGCUACAGGGGGCCGGGCUGGGGCUGCAGCGUGAGGUGAGCAGGCUACGGGACAAGGAGGGGUACUGGACAGCAGAGAUCCAGAGGCUGUCCAGCUCCUUCCAGUCCCUGCUGGCGGACACUGUGAGACACGCCGAGGUGCUGGAGGCCAUGCUGGGGGCGGACGUGCUGGAGUUCACCAGCGAGAUGUCCUCACAGCUGGGGGAGCUCUCUGUCCCCACCCUGCAGGAGAGCGUGAGGGAGGCCCUGGCCGGGCUCCGGGCACACAACUCCAGCCUGGUGUCCCUGGAGAGGAGGGUGGAGGGGCUGCUGCUGGAGCUAGGGAGGGAGAGGAGUGAACGGGCUGCUCCCCCCAUAUCCACCAGCGAGGGGCCCCCCAGUGGGGACUCCAGAGCUGUGGAGCGCAGGAGUGGAGACCUUAGGCUAGGGGAACCCCUGAUUGGGGACCGGUCCCUAGACAGAGAGCUUUCAGACCUGAAGGGGACACUGAAGGAUCUAGGGGCCCAGGUGAUGAAACUGAAGGAGCAACAGCAGCCCUGCCCCCAAUCCUGCUGUAACUGUACUGUGGUGCCCUCUGGUGGUUGGGCAGGGGAGCUGCAGAAACUCAGGCAGGAUCUGGAGAGCCAUCUGCAGGUUUUCCACGGAGUCUUUGGGGACACAGAGGCACUGGCUGUCUCCAACGUGACUGUGGAUCUGAGCCAGCUGUGGAGCGCAAUGAGGAAGAUGGAGAGGAGAAGGCAGAAGGGGAGAGAGAGAGGGCGCAAGGGAGGCAAGACAUCGCGAUUGGGGGACGUGGUCAAGCGCAACACGAAGGACACAUGGCUAGAGACACAUGUGUCCCUGGACCCCCCCGUUGUGUUCCUGGCCAGCAUCCUCAAGGUGUCCAAUCAGACCAGGACGGCGGUGUUCAAGCGGGCGGUGCUGAACACAUGGCAGUGUUACUCCCCCGAGACGGGGGUCUUCACCGCGCCGGCCCGUGGCCUGUACCUUUUCACACUGAGCCUGGACUUUGGGCCAGGCCCAGUGCUGGGGCAGCUCAUGAGGGGAGGGGUCCUGGUGGCCAGACUGCACCAGAACCACAGGAAACCCGUGGGCCCGCUGACCCGGGUCUGCCUGCUGGAGCUGGUCCGGGGUGAGCAGGUCCGACUGGAGCUGCUGCAGGGGUCCCUGGAGAGAGGCAGCCAGGCUGACAACACAUUUGGAGGGGUGCUGCUGUUCAGAACGCCCUGACAGCUGUCCCUCCACUUGUCGCCUUUAAAACAGACAGUGGCCGGUUGUAUAAAAAAAAUCAAAACUCUUCAUUAGAAAUGCAAGUUAUUAUUCCCAAGGUAUUUAUUUAAAUGCAUGAGGAUGGUUUGUCUAAACUACCUGUGUGGCUGGUUUCACAAAUUAGUGUAAGGUACAUUAGUGUCUGAUUGGGGUCUGUGAAACCAGUUUAUAAAUCCCAAUUUUUAAGGCAAAAAACACAAAGGGAACAUUUUAAUUUAAGGUGUUUUAUGCAACUAUCCACUGGCCCUGAAACCGCCUCACAAACUUAGACACAUUACUUUGAUCCAGAAACUUUUUAUUUAAAUUUAAAAGGUUGUUUUAUUUUUUAUGCCAUAAAACCAGCUCUGUUUAAGGAGUUUUGCAAUUCGGUAUUUCUUUAAAACUUUUUUGCUUAAAAUUUUCUCAACAAAUUGAGUCAGAGUGCAAUGUAUAAUAAUCUAUAAAAUAUGGGGACAGAAAAUCUAAUAUCAUCCUUAAACAGCAACAACUGGAUAGUUUGUGCACAGAGAAAUUAACACUGACUAGAUACAGGCGUUAGCUCCAAAUAUUUUUUUGUCUUUUCGAAUGAGCCAAAUGUAAUUUAUAGCUUGUUCUGUAACUUUUUUAAAUGGAUUUCCAUUGGUGUUUUAUACCAAUUAUUUCCUGUAGGUAGAGCUGCUGAGACAUAUUAAUGUUGUAUACCCACUUGCUGCAACAGGUGAGGGUAUUGUAAUAAAUAAUACAUGUGUAUGUUUCUA
Molecule: messenger RNA, 3881 nt
Organism: Acipenser ruthenus (sterlet)
Lineage: Eukaryota; Metazoa; Chordata; Actinopteri; Acipenseriformes; Acipenseridae
Product: multimerin-2-like
Exons: 8
Coding region: 31-3105 (1024 amino acids)
Molecular function (GO): protein binding
Source: RefSeq, a predicted model, not a curated record